Messenger RNA from Nycticebus coucang (slow loris), 4112 nucleotides. RefSeq names its product mitochondrial ribosome associated GTPase 2 (gene MTG2). The transcript has 8 exons. Gene Ontology annotation, molecular function: magnesium ion binding; GTPase activity; GTP binding. Lineage: Eukaryota; Metazoa; Chordata; Mammalia; Primates; Lorisidae. Gene Ontology annotation, cellular component: mitochondrion. Bases 1320 to 2555 code for a protein of 411 amino acids. The record is from RefSeq and is a predicted model, not a curated record.
AUUCUCGGAGCCGGUGAGUGCGGGCGCGAGCGCGGGGAGUGGCGGGGCGCCUUCUCUGUGUCCCCAGUCCUAUGGUCACCCUGACGGAGCGAGAAUUCGCGUUCAGACCGCAGGAGCCCGCUCUGGCCCGCGUUUCUAACUGUGAACUAAAGUAAAACCUUAACCCUCAGGGGACUGAAUGAAUCCCGCCCCCCUUGGCCAGGGCGACCCCAGAAACCCCCUAAGACAGAGCUGCUGGCCUUGAGAAGGGGUCAGACCCGCCCGGGGCGUCCUCCGUUGCUGCCCGCCGGCCUGCCCCGCUCCUGCGGUCUUAGCCCGACCCGCCCUGCACCUGCUAACGGACCCCGAGUCCGGGUGCGAGGCCAGUACCCUGCCCCUGAUUCACAGAUUUCCUUAGCUUACGUUAAAACAUGCCAAGCCAGGUUAGACAAAGCUUCACUUCUGUAACCAAUUUCAAAUCAAAGACUCUUUGAACCCACUUAUACCUUGUAAUGCCCUGCUUUGAGGUCCCGUGCUUUUUCGGGCCAAACCAGUGUACCCUUCCACAAACCCUGCCACUGGUUUGUGACUGUAAUUCCUGUCUCCCUGAAGGGCAUAAAAACCAUCCUGUAACCCAGCCACCCUGCGCCCACCUUCUCAAGCCUUCCUGGGCUCUGGCCCAUGGUCACUCAUACUUGACAGAAUAAACCUUUAGAUUAUUUUACAGAGUUUGGAUUCUUUUUAAUGUGAGGUAAGCACGCCUCUCAGUGAGAUGUAUUGUUUUCCAGAUAAUUCACUUAUCUGUGGUUGAAUUUUGCUAAGUGAGACUGGGUUUGUUACCAGUUUUGUUUUGUUUAACUGAAGACAGAAGAGUCAUUCACGGAGAUCUGUAGGUAGGAAUUAUUUCCGUUUGGGAGAUGUCAUUCUUUUGUAAAGGAAAGUGCAACAGAGAAGUAAUUCUUUUAAAUGCCAGUUCAUUCUCAGGCACAUCUGUUUUAGCAAAGAGAACUUACCAAAAGUUGCAGAGCAGAAAAUUCGUUCCAUUAAAAUUAUCCUUGCUUUCCAAGUUUCCUUGGAAAGUCUUUAUGUGUACUGCAGUGUGAAGACUCUUGCUGUAGAAUAAUUACAGAUAUGAGCAAUGUGUGAGAGAGACCAGAGGAGAGGACUGUGUGACUUUGGGUGUUGCGCCACCAGCAGAAGCCUGGUUUCCAGAGUGUCCGGGAUGGAUGGUGUGACUGUCUGUCAGGCUUAGCUGUGAUGAGCUUGUGACGGUCCCUGGGUUGUUCCGCUUGACAACCUGUUGUUACUCUCUGCCCCUCUCUUCCCCACGUGAUACCUCCAUGACCUUGGGAGCCAUGAUACUUUCAAGGCUUUUCUCAGCAAGAUCUCAGACCGUGUUGGAGGACAUGGGGCGUCGGCUCCCAUCCACGCUGGCUGACCUUGUGCCCCACCAGCCUCUCAAGCAGCGGGCUUCUCCUAGGCUGCUGUCAGCGAGCUAUGCAGCCCAUGCCAGGCAUCAGGAGCCCCCCAGAAAGAAGCCACUCUCUGAGAAGAAGCUGAAAAGGCACUUUGUGGACCACAGGAGAGUGCUUGUGUGUGCAGGAAACGGCGGUGCUGGGGCAAGCUGCUUCCACAGUGAGCCCCGAAAGGAAUUUGGAGGCCCAGAUGGCGGGGACGGAGGCAGUGGUGGCCACGUCAUCCUGAGAGUUGACCAACAAGUCAAGUCUCUGUCAUCGGUCCUGUCCCGGUAUCAGGGUUUCCAUGGAGAAGACGGAGGCAGGAAAAACUGCUUUGGGAGGAAAGGUGCCAACCUCUACAUCCGGGUCCCUGUGGGCACUCUGGUGAAGGAGAGGGACAAAGUUGUGGCAGACUUGUCUCACCCAGGCGACGAGUACAUCGCCGCACUGGGGGGUGCGGGUGGAAAAGGCAACCGGUUUUUCCUGGCCAAUGACAACCGUGCCCCUGUGACUUGUACCCCUGGACAGCUGGGUCAGGAGCGAGUUCUCUACCUGGAACUCAAGACAGUGGCCCAUGCUGGGAUGGUUGGAUUCCCCAACGCUGGGAAGUCCUCACUCCUCCGGGCCAUUUCAAACGCGAGACCUGCCGUGGCUUCUUACCCAUUUACCACCUUAAAUCCCCAUGUGGGGAUUGUCCACUAUGAAGGCCACCAGCAAAUAGCAGUGGCUGACAUCCCUGGCAUCGUGCGUGGUGCCCACCAGAACCGGGGCCUGGGGCUUGCCUUCCUCAGGCACAUUGAGCGCUGCCAGCUCCUGCUGUUUGUGGUGGAUCUUUCCCUGCCAGACCCAUGGAUGCAGGUCACGGAUUUAAAAUACGAACUGGAGAAGUAUGAAGAAGGCCUGUCCAAGAGACCCCACGUAGUCGUUGCAAAUAAGAUCGAUCUCCCUGAGGCCCGUGCUAGCCUGCCCCUGCUGAAGGCACACCUGGGACGGGAGGUCGUCGCGCUGUCGGCAGUGACGGGGGAGAACCUGGAGCAGCUGCUACUGCAGCUGCAGGUGCUGCACAACGCCGACACGGAGUCUGCGCUGGGGCAGGGCCACCAGCCUCUCAGGUGGUAGCAAGGUGCCAGUGUUACCACCCUCCAAGGAUUGGGGCUGGCAUGGGGGGUGUCCACAGAGGGGCCUCCAGGCCAUGCACAAGCAACCCUGAAUGUAAAGUGCCAGUGGCAUUGAGUGUCUAAGAGAAAAUGCUUUGUACGUGCUUGAGAAUGUCAGUGCUUUUGGCUCUCGUGUCAGCUUGGGGCUCCCUUCUUGGCACCCCCCACCCCCUGGCCUGGAAUUCCCUGGGGUUGUAGAGUGUUCCAUGCUCCUGACUCUCAGCCCGCCACGCCUGUGAUCUGCAUACCUGUCAACUUGCUGACUGAUUUGCUGAGGUUGACUAAUUUUUGCAAAUUAACGCCCCUAAUUAGGGGCCAGCACUGCUGCUGAUUGCCCCAUAGGCUCUGCCUGUGGGGAUUCUGCAGUGGGCCCACCACGGGGGAACAGCCAGAGCCUGGGCUAGGGCGCAGACACAAGUUUCUCAGUGCUAUUCCCCUGGUGUUUUUUUAGGCUGGCGCAGAGGUAAACCUUGUUCCACAGCCGGUUGGGGCAGCCCAGCUACCUGACAACCCUGCUGAGCUGCAAGCCUGGGCGCCAGUCCAGGGGCGCUCACUGCGGGGCCCUGAGGACAAGAAGUGUCUCCACAGCCACGGUGCUUUGCCCAGAUGUUGGUGUCUGAGGAGAAAGGAAGGGCUGGCUCCUUCCUGUUCUCAGAACACUGUACCUCAGAGGCAAAUGCUGAGAGAGCCUGGUGGCUUCACGACUGAACGCGCCAGUAUCUGGUGCCGCACAGACUCUGGCUCAGCUUUGGCAGAGAACAAGCUGGGCACUGGAGGGCUCAGGUGUGGUGAGACCACGGGCUGCAACUCCACUUGGCUGUCUUUGGAAUUUGAAACGAUCCUUUGUCCUGGGCCAGUUGGUUGCCAGGCUUUACCUGGUCUUGUGGAAAAGGAGUCCAGCCUCCUUCCCCAGGUCGGAUGGCAGCUAAGGGAGUCUUGUGUUCGCCACGUGGCUGCCACACUCCAGAAAGCAGCCUCUUUCCCAUGUUUGGUGAAGUGUGUGUGUUGGGUUUUGACUGCAUUGGAGCCACGUCCAUGCCCAGGCAUGGACCUUCCCUGGCUGCUCAAAGCCAGGGUGAGGAUGGCCGGCAGCUGGUAGCCCCAUGUGUCCUUGGGGGCCUUCAGCCUUUUGGGGACAUGCUGCCACAGGGUGACACGGGGGUCCCAGGCUGCUCUGUGCCUUAGAGUGGGACAUGCCUGAAUAAUAAGCCAAGCCUGGGCUUUCAGGAGCAAUUCGUUUUGAUCUCACAUCAAAUCUGCAACUAGAGCAGGAGAGUCCUUUUACCAGAAGCUUUAUUUUAAUGUCUUAUAAUUUCAAAGGUCCUUGUGUUCUGGAAGCCAGAGAUGGUUUUGCAUCUAUUUUCUUUCUCUUUCAGGCCACCACAAAGGAUUUCAUAGAGUCAAACCAGGCCUGAGAGCGUUAAUUAUCUGUGGCUUUCAUCUUUUGUGCUGGGUACUGACCUGGCUCUCCAGGGAGGGGGGCACUGUAGAUGCCUCCAGCCCCAACCCCAUCACAGAG